Molecule: messenger RNA, 1636 nt
Organism: Populus euphratica (Euphrates poplar)
Lineage: Eukaryota; Viridiplantae; Streptophyta; Magnoliopsida; Malpighiales; Salicaceae
Product: F-box/LRR-repeat protein At4g14103-like
Exons: 3
Coding region: 203-1636 (477 amino acids)
Molecular function (GO): protein binding
Source: RefSeq, a predicted model, not a curated record
UUUCUUCGAACCAUUCAACAACAUGCAUCUUUCUUCUAAUUCUAACUGGUUUCUCCUUUCAUUUCUUUAAUUUAUUUUACAAAUGAUAUUAUAAUUUGAUUAACGAUUUUCCCCUUAUAUUAUUCUAAGUGUUGUAUGAUUUGCUGGUUUCUUUUAAGUUACUUUGAUUUUAAAGAUUUGACCUUUAUCACCUUUCCAGACAAUGGCCAAAGACGAUAAACGAAGACGCUGCGAGGAGGUGAAUAAAGAUAUGAUUAGUAGCUUGCCUAAUGUGAUAAUUGGUCAUAUACUCUCGUUUCUUCCUACUAAAGAUGCUGUUUCUACCUGCAUUCUGUCCAAAAGUUGGAGAGAACUCUGGAAAUCACUUUCCAAUUUUGAUUUUGAUGAUCGCACAUGGAAAAGUAAGAUCAUCUUUGGGAAUUUCAUGGAUAGGUUCUUUUAUGUUCAUAACUCGCGUGAAAACUCCAUUACAAAACUUCGUCUCCGCGUACAUGGAAACUAUCCUUCUUCCCGUUUAAGUCAAUGGAUUGAUGCAGCGAUUAAGGACAAUAUUGAGGAGCUUAUACUUUGGAUACCCCUAUUUACUCAUGUUCCGUUGCCUCAGAGACUUUUUAGUUGUGAGAAAUUAGUGGUUUUGAACCUUAGUUAUGGAAUUGCUAUUGAUCUUCUUGGUGUUGGUGUGCGCUUUGCAUGUCUCAAGGUCCUUCAUCUUGAAGGACUCCCGAUGCUUGACGAUCUUGCUUCCAUAGAGAAACUAUUAGCAGGUUCCCCAGUCCUUGAAGAACUGAAAAUCGAACAUGUAGAUUGUCGAUCCAGGAACGCUUUACGUGUAUGCUCAAGCUCACUGAAACGCUUGACCAUAAGAUUCACGCGUAUUCGUUAUGACAGGAAGGAUCCUGGUUGCAGAGCACUCACUCUUGAUACCCCAAACCUAGAGCUUCUUAUACUAACUGAUUUCGUGUCCGAGGAGUUAAACAUGCAGCAACUUCCGUGCUCACUGUUCGAGGCAUCCAUCAGUGUUGCUUUUACACAUUACUUCAUCGUACGACUAGAUAGCUAUAUUGACAUGGCGGUUCAGUUCUUGAGACUGAUCAUGCCUAUUGUCAGGACCUUACGCUUGUGUGGGACUACUAUGAGGAUUUUAUCAAACGCGGUUCGUAAGAAGUUGCCUUGCUUCGAAGAUCUGCCUUAUUUUGGUAACUUGACUCGUUUGGAGAUUGAAGCUAGUGGAGAUUGUCGUUGGAUGGUUUUGCAUGGGAUACUCAAAUGCUCUGUUAAGCUGGAAGUCUUCAUCAUAUACAAGGACAAGGCUUUCACAGUUCAGGCAAAGGAUCCUCCCAAAUGGCAAAGUCUUGCAUACCUUAAUUCUUCGGUAAUUCCCAAAUGGCGAAAUCCUGAAUUCGCGCCUCGGUGCAUGAGGUCAAGCCUUAAAGUAAUUGAGUGUGUAGAUUUUGAAUGGGAUUUCUCGGAGAUAGAAAUGGCGGAAUAUUUCAUAAAGAAUGCACUGGUCUUGGAGAAGAUGGCUAUCAGAUUUGGAUGGGGCAUGACUCAUAAUUCAAAAGAACGUGUUGCCAAGAGGCUGUCAGGGUAUGAAAGAGGCUCCAAAGCAUGUCAAAUUACAUUUUCAUCACCUUGA